AUGACAGCUGAUUGGUGUGCAUUGCCCGAUGAAAUCCUCGGAGAAAUGAUGUUGAAACUAGAUUCUGCUGAAGACAUUAUAUACUUCUCUGCUGAGUGUACUGUGAAAAUGCCAUGGUUGAUGCUACCCGAGAACACGAAAGAAAACCCUAAUUUCUUUAGGAAACUAUUUUGUCCAAAUAAGCAAAAAUGUUACCAAUUGCAGCUACCUCAAACUUUUGGGGCUCGAUGUUGGGGUUCAUCAUGUGGUUGGGUUGUUACACUUGAUCUUAACCUAGAGUUGUAUCUAUUUAACCAUCUUAUCACAGCUCGACUUGGUCUACCCCCUCAACCAACCAUGCCUGACCAAGCCAAAAUAGAUAUUCAUAUGAUACGUGAUUGUUUUGUGGACAAAGCAAUUGUUUUUAAAGCAGAUGGAGGAGAUAAUGAUUAUAUCGUCAUAGCAAUACUUGGUGAGUAUUGCAGCCCAGUAGCUUAUGCAAGGACCGGUGACAAAACAUGGUCUUCAAUUCCAGCUUCUGAGACAUAUAAAAGUGUGGUUGAUGUUGUUCAAUUUGGUUCACAAACACUUUUCUUGUAUCAAAGAGGGGCGGUAGGAUGUUGUGACAUGAGUACCAUGACGGUAAUGGAAUAUCUACCCCAGCCUCAAGGUAUUUUGGAUAAUGUUGGACUAUUUAGAUUAUACUUGUUGGACUCAUUUGGCGAUCUUAUAAUGGUAGCACGACAUAAAAUGGAAGUUCUAAAUGAGGAUCCGGAUGCGGUUGAAGGUUGGGAUCUAGAUGUUUGUUAUCGAACAAUAGAUUUUAAGGUAUAUAAGCUCAAUUUUGGCAACAAAAUUUGGGAGGAAGUCAAUGACUUGGGUGAUGUCGCAUUAUUUGUUGGCAACAAUUCUUCUAUGGCAGUUGAUGUAUCAUGUACCAAUAAUUGCAAAAACAAUUGUAUCUAUUUCACUGACGAUGAGUGGCAAUUUUGGGAUGGACCUACUCUUUAUGGGGGGCAUGAUCCUGGAAUUUUUAAUAUUGCCAAUCAGGAUUUCGAGAUCCUUUAUGAACUAAGAGGAGGUGAGGCGAUGGGAGAAUUGCGGCUUCGAUGGGAAGCGAUGAAGCAGCAUGGGCAGCGGUGGCUAACAUCGGUGGCCAGGGUGUUUGCUUAUGUUGUUUGCAGUGAGGGUGAAGGGGAGCGUGAAUGUCCCCGUCAAGGAUGUCAUGGUGGUACUGGAACAGUGAGAGGAUCAAGAGAGGAAAAGCAGUGA
Messenger RNA from Spinacia oleracea (spinach), 1251 nucleotides. RefSeq names its product F-box protein At2g26160-like. Lineage: Eukaryota; Viridiplantae; Streptophyta; Magnoliopsida; Caryophyllales; Amaranthaceae. The coding region runs from base 1 to 1251 and encodes 416 amino acids. The record is from RefSeq and is a predicted model, not a curated record. The transcript has 3 exons.